Molecule: messenger RNA, 1336 nt
Organism: Alnus glutinosa
Lineage: Eukaryota; Viridiplantae; Streptophyta; Magnoliopsida; Fagales; Betulaceae
Exons: 3
Coding region: 395-1330 (311 amino acids)
Source: RefSeq, a predicted model, not a curated record
UUCCCCAAAUGCCGCCCCUUCGGAGUCUCCAAUGUCGUGCAUAGCAUUCCCUCCUCCACCGUUUCAAUUUCAAAACCGUUUAAGCAUCAAAUCUCCAAAAGAGUAAGACAGAGAGAUAGAGAGAGGGAUUAUUGUAUCUACCGUUCUUUGUAAAGCAACCAGUCAAGUCAGCCAUGCCUUCAAGAUCAGUUACAAAGAGACGGAGAGCAGUAAAGUCUGUCAAGAAAAUGAAAAACCCCACCAACCAUUCUCUACCUAAUUUUCAACUCCAAGGAGUUCAAGGGAGUGAGAAGGAAGUAGAUGUUGGUGAUCAGCAUGUUUUAGUUGGAGAAGAGAAGUCAAAGAAGGGUAUACUUUAUCUGCUGUAUCAGUGACUUCUGCAAGUGAUUACGAAAUGGAGGAGCCUUCAAAUGGCAAAAUAGAGGAGACCCAGAAAGCAGAUUUACAGGAAGACUAUAGGGAGGUGCAAAGUGUGGUUGAAUCUUCAGAUGGAAAAUUAGAGGAUACCCAGAAAGUGGAACUUGAGGCUGAAUAUAAUAAGGAUGUGAAAACUCAGGAUGUUGGGGCGGUCGAAGCUGUGGUUGAAUCCGAGAGAGAAAUUGUUGUUGAUGGGAAUUCUGAGUCUGUGGAUGAAUUUUAUUCGGUUUUGAAAAGUAGCAGUUUUGACAAAGAUGAGAAGAGUUCUGAGGUGGUUGAUUCAGGAAAGUUAGAGGAGGAGGAGGAGAAAGAGGUUUCUGACUCAGUUACUGAGUAUGCUGAGCCUGUUGUGCCUCUGUACCAUUUCAAUCAAGGUCUAGAAGAACUAGUUGAUAAUUCUAUUGGAUUGGAAUCGAAGGAAAAGGAAGAGAAAGCUUCCCUAUCUUCGGAUAAGACUAACGGAAUUUCUUCUGUUGUGGCUAACGAAGAGUUAAAUGGGAUUGAGGAGACAAAUUUUCUCUCUUCAGAGGAGAUAAAUGGUUCUCCUGAGGUUUUAAAAAAUACUGUGUCCAAGGGAAUUGAAGAAACAACAUUGCUGGCCGUGGAUGAGAAUAGUGGAGUUCCUGAGGCGGCAACAGAUGUGGUCGCAAAGGGAAUUGAGGAAACAACACUGCUGGCUUCAGAUGCGAGUGUUGGUGGGGCAUCAAAGGAAAAUAUUAAUGAUUCAUUGCAGCCGUUGGAUGAUGCUCCGGCUGUUGACAUAAGUAAUGCUGGUGAAGAGGGCAACAAGACUGAGAUUCCCCAAAGCACAGGAAAUCCGCAUAUUAUCUCUGUGUCUCGACGCACCGUGCAACCAACUUCUUGGAGGAGCUGCUGUGGACUUUUUGAAGUCCUGCACUGCUCUGAUAGAUAACUCAAG